GGCUCUCUAGCUGUGAGAGCACUUAAGCUGCACCUGUUCAUCUUAGCCAGCUGUUUAACUCGACAAGCAACGUGAAAACUGCUUGGAGAAAGAUGCUUGAGGCCUCUCUGAUCUUCUGACAUCUGUGACUAGCUGUCACUGAAGAACUAUGCGUGACAGAACCUGAAGGCUAUGCAGAAUACAGAAUUGCAGAAUACAGAAUUAAAGAAUACAGCUCCUGAGCUCAUACCCCACAGCGUAUGUAUUUCCUCUGCCUAUGGAUGCUACUGCUACCAAGCACACAUCUUCUUUCGUAACACCAGGCACUUUUCUGGAAAUAAAAUUCACAAAGCAAUCCAACACAUUUUCAUCCAGGAGUGUAAACCAAGACUGAAUUUCCAAGGCCUGGACAUCUUUUCUUACUUUCAUUCAGUGUUCCUCUGCAAAAGAUGCUAAUAAACUCAACAGACAACUCAACCAACCCUCACUCAGCCCCUCUAGGUGUGUUGCUGGGAAGCAUUUCGCUGAUCACUAUUGUCAUGAAUAUAUUAGUCCUAUAUGCUGUGAAAACUGAAAAGAAGCUGCAAACAGUUGGCAAUUUAUACAUUGUCAGCCUCUCUAUUGCAGACCUUAUAGUUGGUGCAGCUGUUAUGCCUCUGAAUAUUGUUUAUCUCCUAAGUGGUGUGUGGACUCUGGGCAUACCAGCCUGUUUGUUCUGGCUGUCAAUGGAUUAUGUGGCCAGUACUGCAUCCAUUUUCAAUCUCUUCAUAUUGUGCAUUGACCGUUACCGUUCCGUUCAGCAACCACUGCAAUAUCUCAAGUAUAGAACAAAAAUGAGAGCAUCGCUCAUGAUUUUGGGGGUGUGGUUGCUCUCUUUCAUGUGGGUGAUUCCAAUCUUAGGUUGGCACGUUUUUGCUAAUAACGGGGAAAGGAGAGUGGAAGAAAGCAAGUGUGAAACUGAAUUCUCUGAAGUCACCUGGUUUAAAGUGCUGACAGCCAUUGUCAAUUUCUACAUCCCCUCUAUCAUGAUGUUAUGGUUCUACUAUAAAAUAUUCAGAGCUGUUCGAAAACACUGUCAACACCGAGAGCUCAUCAAUGGAUCACAUCAGUCUCCCUCAGAAAAAUCCACCAUACAACAUAGUAAGACGAAGGACAAGGAAAAUAUUUGCCUCCAAAAGCAAAUCUUACAUGAGAACGACUCUCCCGAAGACAAGCCAAGCUCCCCUCAGCCCAGAGAUACGGAGGCAGAGCUUAAUUUCAGUAACUCUGACAAAUCUGCAAAGGCAUUCGUUGGCAAGAGCAAUAGGAAAGUCCUUAAAUGGAGCUGUUUUCCUCUCACCACUGUCCAGUCUGAGGCAUGCCUGGAUAACGCAGAAAAGAAGAACGUGUGUGCAACAGAAGAGAAUGAAAAUGAAGAGGAGCCUUGCUCACAAGACAGUGACUUAAGCGAUGCAUCAGACAACCAGACUUUCACAGAGGAUAUACUCUGUGAAAAAUACCCCAAUCCUAACCCUGAAAGAGCCUGCAGUCCUCAGGAAAAGACUGAGAACAGGGAUUUCAGAGGACUGACUUACUUGAGGAAAACCUGGCGAAACCUGCAUACCCAGUCCAAAAGGCACACUCAAGGACUGCACAGGAACAGGGACAGGAAAGCAGCAAAGCAGUUAGGGGUCAUAAUGGCAGCCUUUAUGCUGUGCUGGAUUCCCUAUUUUGUGCUAUUUAUGGUAAUAGCUUUCCAUGGCCAUAAACAAUUUUCACAUUUACACAUGUUCACUAUAUGGCUUGGCUAUGUGAACUCCACCUUGAAUCCAUUCCUGUAUCCUCUUUGUAACCAGAAUUUCAAGAAGACGUUCAAAAAGAUCCUUCACAUUCACUAAUAUUGGUCUGGUUUUUUUGAGCUCAAGAGUUCAACCAAACAAAAUGUUCCAGUUUCACUGAAUUUCACUGAAUUUUUUAGAGUUGGAAGGGACCAUAGAGAUCAUCUAGUCCAACUCCCCUGCUGAAGCAGGAUUGCCUAGAGCAUGUUAA
Messenger RNA from Calidris pugnax (ruff), 2007 nucleotides. RefSeq names its product histamine receptor H1 (gene HRH1). The coding region runs from base 429 to 1856 and encodes 475 amino acids. Gene Ontology annotation, molecular function: neurotransmitter receptor activity; histamine receptor activity; G protein-coupled serotonin receptor activity. The transcript is spliced from 3 exons. Gene Ontology annotation, biological process: G protein-coupled receptor signaling pathway, coupled to cyclic nucleotide second messenger; positive regulation of vasoconstriction; regulation of vascular permeability. NCBI's taxonomy places the organism in Eukaryota, Metazoa, Chordata, Aves, Charadriiformes, Scolopacidae. Gene Ontology annotation, cellular component: dendrite; membrane. The record is from RefSeq and is a predicted model, not a curated record.